AUGGGUGAUGAAGAAAGUUCCCAAGAACUAUUAAACUGUGCAGACAAUGGGGGACUUCAUGACGUUCUCACAGGAACAAAAAACAAUAAUGGAGGAACGUCGAUCAAGAAAAGAAAAUAUAAAUAUACAAAGUCAGAAUUGAAAAAAAGAAGACAAAAACGAGCAGCAAAAGGACCAUGGGGUUCUUGGUCAGAGAGUGACGAGGAUAGUGCUGAUGGGAUUGAGAAAGAAAGUGGACAGCAUGACAUGAACACGGAAAUCAUGAUAGAAAGUGAUGAUGAUUCAGACAUACCAUAUGAGCCAUUCAAGGAAAGCAGUCAAUUUUAUGGAGAUGCCGAAAAAGAUUAUCAAGGAAGAGGUAUUAUUCAUCCACCCAUUGACGUUGGAACUAGUCUGAACAAGCCGCCCUUAUCAUUCAAAUGCUUCCUACCGAAAAAGAUAAAAUAUGCUAUGGAUGGGCAUACAAAUGGUACUACAAGUUUGACAUUUCUGCCAAAUUCUGGAAAUUUGCUUCUUUCCGGUGGGAAUGACAAUAUUGUUAAAGUAUGGGAUUUUUAUCAUAAGAGAAAUUUAUUAAGAGAUUAUAAGGGUCACUCAAAGGCCAUCAAUUCAUUAGAUUUCAACGAUGAUGGUACCAAUUUUAUUAGUUCAUCGUUUGAUCACACGAUAAAGAUAUGGGAUACAGAACAAGGUAAGGUAAAAACUAAAUUACAUUUCAAAAGUACUCCCAAUGAUGUUAAAUUUCGCCCAUUCAAUUCGUCAGAGUUUAUUGUGGGAUUUGCAAAUUCCAAAAUAUAUCACUAUGACACUCGAAUAUCUGAAAAUGAUGGAAGAGUUCAGGUAUAUGAUCAUCAUAUGAGUAGCAUUCUAGCUCUUAAGUUUUUCCCAGAUGGGUCCAAAUUUAUCUCAUCUUCUGAAGAUAAAACUGUGAGGAUUUGGGAUAAUCAAGUCAAUGUUCCCAUAAAACAAAUCAGUGAUACUACUCAAUAUUCUAUGCCCUCAAUCGAUAUUCAUCCUGAUAAGAAGAAUUUCUGCGCACAAAGUAUGGAUAACACGAUAUAUACCUAUAGUAUGAAACCUAAAUAUAGAAGAAAUCCGAAUAAGAUGUUUAAGGGACAAACGUCUGCUGGUUACGGUAUUGGACUGACAUUUUCUGCAGAUGGUCGUUAUGUUUGCUCUGGUGACUCUAAGAGCAAAGUGCAUAUAUGGGAUUGGACAACCACUAGAUUGUUGAACACAAUAUCUAUCCCUGGUAAUAAGCCAAUAACACAGGUGGCGUGGAAUCCACAGGAGACUAGUAAAGUUGCGUGUAGUGGUAACACAGGGAAAAUUUACAUCCUGGAUUAG
Naumovozyma castellii is the source of this 1347-nucleotide messenger RNA. It is a transcript of the gene CDC40, whose product is annotated as Cdc40p. Lineage: Eukaryota; Fungi; Ascomycota; Saccharomycetes; Saccharomycetales; Saccharomycetaceae. The coding region runs from base 1 to 1347 and encodes 448 amino acids. The record is from RefSeq and is a predicted model, not a curated record. The transcript has a single exon.